CGGCGGGGUUUGGACUGCCAGCGGUGCGCGUCAUUUAUUUAUCUCUUGUGUGAAAGGACGGCAUAGCUCGGCAUCCGAGCGGAAGCCUAUUGCUUGUGUAACCCCAUCCGUGGCAACGGCCCUCUCCCUUUUGAUAAGCCCAGAAGCGGCAAGCUUUUUAUGACUUGUCUUCUUUUCUAUUUGUCAGACUUUGUCCUACUAUCAUCCAUUUGCUGCCUCGUUACGGAUGCGCUAACAGGAGGCAUGCCAGCCAUCAUGUCCAACCCGCCGCUUGCCCCUCCGCCUCCGGGUGUGGUCCCUGAUUUUGAACAUCCAGCUUCCAAGAAGCCAGCGAUAAUCGCCUGCUUGUCUGUCAUUCUCCCCAUUGCAACUCUCUUCGUCUACCUCCGAGUCCACGUGAAGGCAUUCGUGAUGCGCGAGUUUGAUGCCUCUGACUGGUUUUGCAUUAUCGGUUUUACCAUGGUUCUUGGAUAUACUUAUACCAUUUAUGACCUUGCGGUCAUCCCAGGAGCUGGCGAGCAUGACUACGAGCUCCAUCUCAUGGAUAUUCCCCAGAGGUAUUACGUGGAUCUCAUCAUCAGCGGUGUUUUCGUCGGCACGACUCUACUCUUCAUCAAGCUAUCUCUUCUCUUUCUCGUGCUACGCAUCUUCUGGAUCCGUCGAUGGGCCCGAUAUACGACUAUUGCCGGGAUCGCAAUUCAUAUCCUUGUCUACGCGGUGUAUACAAUUCUAUACCUAUAUUUGUGCGCGCCAAGGCCAGGUCAAACGGCAAUGGACGCUGCUGGAAGCCCACGAUGCCUCAAAGUUGUGAGCCUGAGCUCGUUUCAGGCCGUAUGGGACGCAAUCGAGGACUUCCUAAUCCUUGGCGUUUCAAUCCCCAUCCUUAUGGGCCUGAAAACCACUCUGAGUCGACGACUUCGAGCGAGUUCCGUCUUUUUCGUCGGUCUUACAGUCACUGCUUUCAGUAUUGCUGGCGCCUACUUCCGUCUCACAAGUAGCCCAAGUGAUAUCAACUGGCAAUACCCGACGCUUUUCAUCAUCACGUACUUUGAGAUGUCCCUCGCUUUGAUCUGUGCAUGCCUCCCUUGCUUACCGCUCUUGGGCAAGAGUGCCACGAUCAAGAGAGUCAUGGACUCUCGUUUCUACUCGUCGCUCAAGAGUUUGUCGAUGUCGCGCUUGAGAACAUCUCAACGGAGCGAGCUGCUCCCCGACACCGACAGGCCCAACUCAUCUACCACCAACCUUGCAGAAGGAGACAGUCAGAAGUUUGUAGCUACCACCCAAUCCUUCAAUGUUGAGCACUCCUACGAGCUUUAUCCCAAGCCUUCGCACGGGGUUUCAACUCGCAGUUUUGACCGCUUGCCGCCGCGGAGCUAAAGGCAUGCUACCACUUGCCAAGUGGGAGGCAAGGGACUCCCAUAUAAGAUGUAUGUAUGACUGUAUGGACUCUGGGGCUUGUAAUAGGAUGAUUGAAAAGGUGAUUUAUUUGUGUUUUGAAUAAGUCAUGUGGGCUUGUUAGUAGUGUGAAUUCGCAAGGCAAGGACAUCAGGACUUGGAUCAAGGGUUUUACUGUACUGCGUAUGCCGAUGUUCGCCCCCAAGGUCGGUAUGUAAGGUAUUUAUGUGUUAUUGGUCAAAUUGACCAUCACUCUAUAGAAACACGGUCACGCUAACAAAGCUCAAGAUAUUCUUCCCUUAUUUCGUUUUUUGGUUAACGUUUAAAUAUAAUAAAAUAAAAACUAAAGCCCUUUAAAAGAUAGUAUUUGUAUAAAAAGAGGAUAUGAUAAAGUAGAUAGUUAAUUAAUUAAUAUUUAAGUUCUAACGUCCUUUUAAAA
Messenger RNA from Xylaria bambusicola, 1834 nucleotides. RefSeq lists its product as uncharacterized. The coding region runs from base 160 to 1377 and encodes 405 amino acids. The record is from RefSeq and is a predicted model, not a curated record. Lineage: Eukaryota; Fungi; Ascomycota; Sordariomycetes; Xylariales; Xylariaceae. The transcript is spliced from 7 exons.